Gryllus bimaculatus (two-spotted cricket) is the source of this 671-nucleotide messenger RNA. The record is from the annotation of a GenBank genome assembly. Lineage: Eukaryota; Metazoa; Arthropoda; Insecta; Orthoptera; Gryllidae.
AUGAUUGUGGUUAUGAACCCUUCAAUUACGUUCGCGUGCUUCUACACCCGUCGCGCCCGCGCAAGAGGCAGCGCGGGACAGCAGCGCCGCCAGCGGCGGGCGAAGGAACAGCGCGCGCGGCGAGCGCCUCCGCUCCAGACGACGGCGGGCCGCUCGCGCGGGCACAUCGAGUACGGAGCAGUGGAGCACCCGUUCUCCGCUCUACGCGCCACCGGCGACCAGCCGCUCUCGGCUCCGUGCAACGUGCGUCCGUUUGGUCUGCGUAGCUGUGUGUCGCAGCGGAGUUGCCUGUUGCUGGAGUCACAGAAUUGUCCACAGCGAAUCUCCAAAUUUGCCGUGGCACGUUGGGAUCGUGCUCCUCUGAAACUAUUUCAGUCUUGGGCCAAACAGCAGACAGGCGGCACUUUGCCAACCAGAGGAGCAACCCCGCCGUUGACUGUCGACACAUCGGGUGACCUUCCUUGUUAAUUGAAGAGCCAUCUACCUAAAUUGCUCGAAUUCAAAGUGCCUGCUUGAGAAGAACGUCCAUUUCCUUUUCAUGACUCGAACAAAAGCAUCGCUUUGAAAGUAAUAAGUGUUUAAUAGAAGCACGCACGUAAUCCUCGAUGAUCCAAGGGAGAGAGUGAGAGAAAAAAUUGAGGGGAAGGGGGCACGGUUUGUACUAAAAGGCC